Molecule: messenger RNA, 1584 nt
Organism: Eremothecium cymbalariae DBVPG#7215
Lineage: Eukaryota; Fungi; Ascomycota; Saccharomycetes; Saccharomycetales; Saccharomycetaceae
Gene: SRV2
Product: adenylate cyclase-binding protein
Exons: 1
Coding region: 1-1584 (527 amino acids)
Biological process (GO): cytoskeleton organization; regulation of adenylate cyclase activity
Cellular component (GO): cytoplasm
Molecular function (GO): adenylate cyclase binding; actin binding
Source: RefSeq, a predicted model, not a curated record
AUGCCAGAAGCUAGCUUUUCUAUACAAGGUUACAACUUAGUGAAGUUGCUGAAGAGACUGGAAGAUGCUACUGCAAGGUUGGAAGAUGUAACGAUAUAUCAAGAGGGAUAUGUACAAUCUAAAAUACGUAAGUCUUCUGGAAGAGAUGCAGUUGCACAGGCUAGUUUGAACGAGAGUCCAAAUAAGGCUGUCGAAGGAUCGAAGGAGACAGACGGUGGAGCUGGCGAUAUUUCAAUGGGGGAGGAUAAUCCAGAAAGUAUAAAGGAAUUUGAAAAGUUUCUUUCUGAGAAGUUGGAUCCCUUAGUGUCGUUAGCGGAAGAGAUAGAUCCUUUGGUGUACCAGUCUAGUUCCUUGUUCAGGGAGGCUUUUCAAGGCCAGCUUGACUUUUUGAAGGCUGCAGUGAGAUCUAAAAGACCUGUUGCCGGAUCAGAGACGUUUAUGGAGGCUUUCAAGCCGAUAAAUGACAAAAUUUUAUCUAUUGGUGAACUCAAGGAUGCAAAUAGACAGCAUAAGUAUUUUGCGCACUUAAAUUCGGUUGCAGAAGGUGCUCCAUUAGUCAGUUGGGUUGCUGUUGAUACGCCAGUUUCUCAGAUCUCAGAUUUCAAGGAUGCAUCCCAAUUUUGGACAAAUAGGAUAUUGAAAGAAUUCAAGGACUCCGAACCUAAUUCUAUUGAAUGGGUUAAAUUGUUCCUUGGAGUUUUUGAUGAUUUGAAAACAUACGUAAAAAAAUAUCACACCACUGGACCAAGUUACAAUGUAGACGGCAUCGAUUUUGCUGAGGCAUACUCUCAAGUCAUCUGUGAAAAGGGGCCACGUUCUUCUGAUUUUGCAUCUUCAAGCGGAGCUCCACCUCCACCGCCUCCACCACCAUCCUCAGUUUUUGAGGUGCAAAGUGAGUCUGGGGACCAGCGGCAAGGUGGUAUUAACGCUGUAUUUGCGGAAUUAAAUCAGGGUGAAAAUAUUAUGAAGUCGCUAAAGAAGGUUGAGAAAUCACAACAAACACACAAGAACCCAGACUUACGCGCUUCAUCUUCUGUGCCUGCUAGCUCUGGAGCUAAAACACCUCCUCCAAAGCCCAAAAAGCCUGUUGGAUUGAAAACAAAGAAGCUGCCAAGACAGGAGUUGCAAGGCAGCAAGUGGUUUAUUGAAAAUUAUGAAGAUCAAACUGAUCCUAUUGUCAUUGAAGCCAACAAAGAUGAAUCUGUGUUCAUUGGUCAUUGCAAGAAUGUUUUGGUGCGGAUUAAUGGUAAAGUCAAUGCCGUUUCUGUAAGUGAAAGUGACCGCUGCAACUUACUUGUUCAAUCUUCGAUUAGCGGCAUCGAAGUUAUCAAAUCUGUAAACUUUGGUAUUCAAGUCGAGAACGCUGUCCCUCAAAUCACUAUAGACAACAGUGAUUCUGGUGUGAUUUAUUUAAGCAAGGACUCCAUGCAUACAGAAAUUUUCACUUCAUGUUCCACUUCUAUAAACGUUAAUGUUCCAACUGGGGACGACGAUGAUUUCGUUGAACAUCCUAUUCCUGAGCAAUUGAAGCAUUCAUUUACUGAUGGGAAGCUAAUAACUAAUGUGUUUGAGCACGUUGGAUAA